AUGGACACACCGGUGCCUACUCGAACAAACCCUAGUCCCUUCGAGCUCUUAAUCACCUGCAAUCCGCCUAUCCUUGAAUCUCUACUAGCCCAAGUACCGACUGAGACCAUUUUCCGACUCUACCAAACCUCAUCCUAUCUGCGAGAUUUCUUCUCCAGAUCUCCCACCUCGUGGCGGUACAUAUCAUGGCGGCUAUACCAAGCCGCACCCUUCUCUUUAAUUGCCACCACCCACAACUCGGGCCAGACGCAGCGCCAAUCAAGUAAUUAUGCUCUCGAUCAGAUCCUUCUUAAUGUGAUAAAUCCUUUCAGCACAAGACUGGUCAGCCUCGAAUUAGACAACACCGCCGUCAGUGGGGCCACGUUGACUUCUACCGUUCUGAUUCUGAGGAGAGACACUCUUCUCCAUGUGUCGGUCCGAGGGUGCAAAAAUGUCUCUUUGAAAUACCAUAUCAAUCCAUGGCUCCAAAUGCAUGCGUUGGCACGAGAAUCCCCGGCCGCUGGCGGUCCACCCGGUUUCGAAUCACUUGCAUUGAAGAGCUUGUACACAUACCGGUGUCGGCACCAUAGGAGGAGACCGUAUUUACCCAGUAGUUUGGCCCGCAAGGAAAGUGAUAGCGAACCUACCCAUGAAUUGGUUCUUACAUGCCACAAACUCGGAAUUUGGACCGAUACAGCUUGGUGUACCACGCCUGGAGCACGUUGUUAUCGUCGACGAGGAUACGUCAAAAUGCGAAUGCCACAAGACCCAAGGGAGGUGUGGGUGGUUUAUGACCGCCUGUGGCGAAGUCGAAAUUGGCUCGGUCCCGCCGAACAGUCGAAAUCCGACUCGCUCGUUCGAAAACGAAAAAGGGACUGCCGAGCUUGGGAAUUUGAUGAAGAAGCCAUCAACGGUGAACCCGUUGGAACAGGACGCGAAUCCAAAGCAGUACCAAACCACCUUCGGAAAUCCCACACACAAUUUGUCGAAAACAUCACUUGUCACAACUGUUCUGAAGAAAUCCUCGAGCGAUGCGAACAAUGCUCCAUAAUGAUGCACUGCACAGGAUGCAGAAAAACUCUAUGUGCCAGUUGCGCAUUCGACCGGCCCUAUUUACGGAAUAAGCAUGCGCCGGAAGAAGAGAGGAACAAAUUUUGGUGGGCGCCUGGUUGUGCUGUAUCUCCGUGCUCCAUGCAAGAUCAGGAUUUGCCUCCCAAUAAUGGAGUGGUCGACGGCAAUCCAAAUCUCAGUGCCAAUGUUCUUCCCAACAUCAAAUUCAAAUGGUGCUGUACCGAACCGGUGUUCUCCGGGGGGGGGGGAAUUUCUUUUGGGAACGGUUCAAAUCGAGACAACGACUGCAUCCGUGCCGCACCACUUCGGUCUGGACACGGAUGGGAAGAUCCUGAAUUCAAUCCUGAUCGACCUGAUUUCGAAACCCUCGACAAUCCAAUUCCCGGAUCAUCCUCGCAAGGUAAUGCCCACGAAGGCCCCGGAGGUCGUUGGUCUUCCAUUGACGAUCUGUUCCAAACGGUGGGAUCUCUGAGUCCAGGGGAACAUUCUCCAGUCUCCGUGCCGAGAAUUCUAUGUGAUGAAUGUUACAGUGCCGAACAUUGGAAACUCGAAUGUAAGGCUUGUUCAACACCACUAUGUCUCAAACACGACAUCGGUGAUCGGGUCAAGGCCCGGAUUUGUGGAUACAAAGACCUCCUCCUGGAGAAACAAGGUUACAAGUCUCGACAAAAGGCUCUGAAGCUUCUGGCCACGCUGAUGCGGCAUCGAAAAGAAAAGCUCCCAUCGAAGCAACACAUUGAUGGAGGUAAUCUGGUGGAAGGAGGAAGCGCCACUCCUACCGACAGUCCGAAAUCUCGUGAAAGACUAUCCGCUCUCGGCGAAGGCCCAUCCUCGAAUCCAUUUCCCGCACUGACACCGUCUGAAAGCUACGAACGUUCUGUGCGUGAAGCGGCUUCAUUGAACGCGGAGUUUGGCCAGUUUUUAAGGACUUUGCGAACUCCUAGGGCGGAUGAUGAUCUACCCAACAUGAAUCGACCAUUGUCACCUGCUUCCAACAGCACCGGUCCUCUGUCCAGAUCGACAUCUCCUACACCAUCGACACAUUCAAUUCCACCAACCCCCGAACCAAACUCUGCUCCAAAUCGAUCGCACGAAUCACCCAUACCCAAAUGGCGAGGCUGUCAAGCCUUCUUCUGUCCGAUGACACGUUCCCCCACCGACCACAGGAGACGAUGUACAGCGGUCAUGAGACAAUGUGUGGAAUGCAAGGUCCAAGUUUGCGGUGACUGUGCAGAUGCUAUGGAUCCCCCCUGUCCCUGCAAAGGAUGUCGAAAUCCACAAAGCGAUGGUGAUCUCGUAACUGUGUCAUCAAACAUAGUAUCCACCACCCAAGGAAAUCCUGUCAAUGCGGCUUCCGAAACCCCAUACUUUUUCUGUCCAAAUUGUCGAUGGGACAGAAUGCUGUCAGGAAAAUGCAAGAGGAAGUCGGAGGCGUUUCUCAAUUCUCAAUCUCUUUCACACUCCCUUAAGAAAUUGAAGAAGAGGAAAGAUAAAAUUCGCAAACCUCUUGAAGAGAGGAGGAUGGGUUCCGACGAAGCAAUCGAUGGCUUGGUUGAGUUUUUUUCGAGUCUCAAUAUGCAGUUCUCGGGAAUGGGUCAUGCACCCAAUAUGGGUGCGUCCACCUCGGAAUUGGAUGCUCCAACAAGAGGAAAUCCUGACGAUAUUCAAGAGUUGGAAGAUAUGGGUGCUCUAGCAAGGGAUUUGAUUCGCAGAAUCCAGCGAUUGAGAGAUCAAUUUCGGCCAGGGUCGCUCGCUGCGCUCGCUUUACCGGACAUUCGACUAGAGGAUGAUGAUACUGCAAGGCUUGCGCUUACGGGAAGAAGUAUACAUCGUCAGGAUCCACAGGACGUACAGCCAGGUGUCGACGAGCAGGGACGAAUUAUUCCAGAUCCCGCAAUCUUUGAAGAAGACGAAGAAGAACAAUUCGAAGAACGGGAAUCAAGUACAGAUUGA
This is a messenger RNA of Rhinocladiella mackenziei CBS 650.93, 3003 nucleotides long. RefSeq lists its product as uncharacterized. The record is from RefSeq and is a predicted model, not a curated record. The coding region runs from base 1 to 3003 and encodes 1000 amino acids. Lineage: Eukaryota; Fungi; Ascomycota; Eurotiomycetes; Chaetothyriales; Herpotrichiellaceae. The transcript has a single exon.